This is a messenger RNA of Dendrobium catenatum, 1540 nucleotides long. RefSeq names its product F-box/kelch-repeat protein SKIP4. The record is from RefSeq and is a predicted model, not a curated record. Bases 337 to 1413 code for a protein of 358 amino acids. The transcript has 3 exons. NCBI's taxonomy places the organism in Eukaryota, Viridiplantae, Streptophyta, Magnoliopsida, Asparagales, Orchidaceae. Gene Ontology annotation, molecular function: protein binding.
AUAUCUCUUUGCCUUGUAUUCUACAUCCUAUCUGCCAUUUAGAUCGUGUUUGUUAUCGUAGGCGUUAGUCUGGAUCGCUAAUCCUUCCUAGAUUUUUGCCAACGAUCUAGAAAUUAGGGUUUCUUUGUUGAAUGACAUCAGCAGUGUUUCAGGGGAAUGUCUUCGUGAAAGACAGCGUUCCUUCCCCAAUUUUAACUGGCGGAUCUAGAGACAAGAAUGGGGUUUUUUUUCACGAGAUUUAUAGCAUUUUUUUGGGGGAGAGAUUUAUAGCAUUUUUUUGGGGGAGAGAUUUACAGCAUUUCUCCAUCAAUAGGUUGCUGACUCUGGCCUGCGACAAUGUCUUCUCCAGAAAAUAUUAGACAAGAAUACGAGCACGCUCUGGAGCAGCAUGUACCACUCAUAUAUGGUCUUCCUGACGACCUUGCCAUUCUUUGCUUAUCAAAGGUCCCUCGGCAAUUUCAUCAUGUUCUUAGAUGUGUUUCUAAGAGGUGGAGUGCUUUGCUCUGCAGUAAGGAGUUUAGUUCUUGUCGUUCUAGGCAGAAUCUGAGGGAAACCUGGAUUUAUGCAAUGUGUGUAAACAAAUACAGAGUCAACUGCUGUUAUGUAUUGAAUCCAUAUCCUUCAAGCAAGCAUUGGAAGCUUCUCCAACGCAUCCCAUCUGAAUGUAUGGGCCGGGAGGGCAUGUCUUUUGAAGCUUUAGGAAAUAAACUUUUUUUGUUAGGUGGCUGUAGUUGCCAAGAAAAUCCCACAAAUGAUGUAUAUAGUUAUGAUACUUCUACAGAGAAAUGGGAGAAAGCUGCUAGAAUGCCAACUGCAAGGUGCUACUUUUUGUCAGCAGCUCUAGGCAAUAAAAUAUAUGUUACUGGUGGCCUUGGCCUGAGCUCGGAUGCUUCCAACUCCUGGGACAUCUAUGACUACCACUCAAACAACUGGAACUCUUAUGAAGAUACAUCUCUCAUCCCUGACAUUGUCAAGUCCUUCAUUUUUGAAGGCAAGGUAUACACCAUUCAUAACACAUGGAUUGAUAGGCAGUUCGCUCGCGCCUACGACCCCUCAAGCAGAAAAUGGGAAGAUGCAAAUCAACAGAUGUCUUCGUGCGCUCGCGGCCCGACCGUUGUCGUUCAAGAUACUCUCUACAUGUUAGACGAGACUUACGGCACGAGGCUUAUGAUGUGGCAAAAUGAAGCGAAGGAAUGGGUCCCUUUGGGUAGACUGGCACAGAUGCUCACAAAGCCUCCAUGUCAGCUUGUAGCUGUUGGGACUUGUAUUUUCAUAGUAGGGCAGAAGCUGAGUACAGUUGUGGUUGAUAUGGAGAAGGCGACACAGGUAGAAGGGGUGCUGGUUGGUUCUUCAUUAGUACCUAAACUUGAUAAUGAUCUUUCAGUUAUUAGCUGCAAAACUAUUGCCAUUUGAGGUGUAGAUCUUUAAAUGCUACAACUUUCAUGUCUUGCAAUGUAUGGAUAGAGUUGAAAUGUUGUUUUGGAAACAAACUAUCAGUUGUGGUUUGAAAGAUAAAUGCAGAAUGGUUUGAUUUCAGUAA